AUGGCGUCACUUGAGCAGAUGUCGGCCAUGGCCGGUGAACCUGAUCUGGUCAUUCCGCUGAACUACUUCGAUAACAACACCAUGUUCACGAGUAUCACCAUGCACGCAAUCAUGGUCUACGACGAGGUGCUAGAUCCCGACAAGCUUCGUUCAAGUCUUUCCCAACUGAUAGGACGGGAAACAUGGCAAAAACUGGGUGCAAGAUUGGAAAAGGGAGUAAGUCUAUCAGCCAUUCAAUCUCGAGAAUACCUACAAGCGGAUGCUGACGCGCGACAGCAAAACGGACCUGAAUAUCGUGUCCCACGGAAAUUCUCCACCGCCCGCCCGGCGGUCGCGUAUACACAUGUUUUGCAUGACAUGGCAAAAGCAGACCACCCCGCCGCUUCUCGCAUACCCAGCUCGAAGUCAGCACCCUUAGAACGUCCUGCGCUCGUAGGAAAUCCUGAAGAUUGGAGCGAACUAUGCUGUGGCGCUGACUCGCCGAAAACGAUUUCAGACUAUGUGGGCUCGGAUCGGCCCGUCACUGGUCUCCGCGUAGUGUCAUUCAAAGAUGCCACCAUUGUCAACAUUCACUGGCUCCAUCUCGCGGCCGAUGCCAUGGCCCUCAAGGCUAUACUGGACAACUGGGUGUUGGUUCUUCAAGGGCGCGAAGCGGAGAUUCCGCUCCAGCUUGGUUUCGACGAGGACCCGCUGCGCGAGCUGGGACUUCACCCCACAGAGGCGUACGAACUCGCAGGUUCUGAGCUGUCAAAGUGGGGUACAUUGUCGUAUGCGCUGAGAAAUGGCUACAGUAUCGCUUUAGGAAAGAAAGAAAACCGGACGGUCUGUAUUCCAGCCGCCUUCUUGGAAAAGCUUCGUAAAACCGCACUCCAGGAGCUGAGAGAUGAGGGCGCAAAAGAUCCAUUCCUGACUGAUAACGACGUCAUCACAGCCUGGUUCUCGCGUCUUGCCUUCUCCCACUUGCCUCCUGAAAAGCCUGUGACCAUUAUGCAAGCCAUGUCUAUGCGGCGCGCACUCGAGCGGGACCUCUUACCUCCAGGCAGGCCCUUCGUCUCCAACUGCCACAGCUUCACGAGUGUCCUGGGAACUAAAAAGGAGAUUGAUCAGUCGUUGGGACGUUUGGCAGGAGACAUCCGGCGGGGCAUCAACAAGCACGGCACACGCGAGCAGGUGGAAGCGUUUUGCAGUAUGGUCCGGAGUAAUGCGUGGCCAUUGGGUCCCAUGCCUAUAUUCUUUGGCCGAGCGAACAUGCACCACAUAGGAUUUUCGAAUUGGAAAAAGGUCAAGGCAAACUUGACAGAUCUCUCGGCGGCAUGUGUCACCAAGAGAGACAUCCCUCUAUACCCAUCUUUUGUUUCGCAAAUCCAGGGCGGCAUCGCUUAUCCAGAUGGCUUCAUCAUUACCGGGCAGGACACUGAGGGUAAUUAUUGGCUCGAGGGAUACCGGCCCGGCGGGCUGUGGGCGCACGUAGAGAAGUUGCUAAAGGCCGACAUCUAG
Molecule: messenger RNA, 1497 nt
Organism: Didymosphaeria variabile
Lineage: Eukaryota; Fungi; Ascomycota; Dothideomycetes; Pleosporales; Didymosphaeriaceae
Exons: 1
Coding region: 1-1497 (498 amino acids)
Source: RefSeq, a predicted model, not a curated record